GGACAUCGAUUACUGUUGGUAUCGGUGGUUUCCCACCUCUACUAGUAAUGUCAAAAAGCAAUUCUUUUUUCAUCCCAGAUUUUGUGAAUUGUGAAUUUGUGAAAAGCGCCCUAACCAGGUGAGUGAGUCGGCCGGAACUAGGGAAAUCGGUUCGCGAAUUGAAAACCGCGUCCGACGAUUGGCCCUGCAAAGCACUCGGAGAACCCGACAAAAACCAAGCGCCUGAAAUGUGGAAUCAAUGGCAGGCAGCCGCCGCUAGCGGGGUGCCAAUGAUGGCUGCUUUGCCGCCGCAGCCGUCCCAGCCGCCACCGCUGCCCGAUGCACCUCCCCCGCCGCCGCCGACAGCCUCCGAUCCGGGUACCGGGGCCACGGGAGCACCCAUGGUCGCCGGCGAUGCGACAACAUUAGCGGUCGCUGCCACCGUCGUCGCCGCUCCCCCGGCCACCGUCGCUGCGGCAGCUGCUGUCAACCCUUAUAGCAGUGGUUUGGCGACGGCAGGCGGGGCGGGCAACCCCUACGAACAGUAUACGGCCGCCCAGUACGCCGCGAUGACUCCGGAACAGCAGUAUGCGCUGCAGCACCACUGGCACCAGUGGCAGACCUAUCAGGCUGAGUACGCCAAGUGGCAUGCCCAGUACGGCGAGCAGUACAAGCGGGAAAUGGCGGCAGCAGCGGCCGCCAAUGUUACCGCGCCUCCGGCUCAGGUGGCGCAAGUGGCUCCCGUUGCCACUCCAGUUGUAGUUGCCCCCGCGACGCCGGUGGUGGUUGCUCCUGGGCCGCAGGCAUAUCCGCCGGCCCAGACCUAUUACCAGACUGUGCCCACUGUACCGGCACCGGUACUGGCACCGGCACCUGUCGCCAAUGUUGGUGGUGGGCCGCCGAUACCUGGCAAGAUUACCGCUCAGCCGCAAUUGUACAACCAACCGCCGCCGCCGCCUCCACAGAAGACUGGCUACAAUCAGCAGAAUCCCAAUCAGAUGAAUCAAGGCGCCUGGUCAGGACCACCGCCCAUGCCCAUGCAGCAGCAUCAACCGCCGCCGUCCCAGCAACAGCUACAACAGCCACCUCCCCAGAAAUGGGGCAACCAGAUGAACUACAAUCCAGGACAGCCGCCAGAUUUGCAGCAGGGCUUCCCCAAUCUUCAGCAGCCGCCGCCUUCGCUGCAAAGACCACCACCUCAAAACCAAUACCAGCAGCACCCGCCGCAGCAGCAGCAGCAACAGCAGAACUCGAUGGAUAAGCAAUGGGGCAAUAACAGGCCGCCAUGGGAGUCUGGUCCUCCGUCAAAUAACUCGAAUCCAGGACGCUGGGAUGGCCCACCGCCGCAGAAUGACAUGAAUAACCGCUGGAAUGGGCCGCCACCGCCUUUAGGUGGCAACAAUGGACGCUGGGAGGGACCACCGCCACCGCAGUCAUCCUCCUCUGGGGAUCAGAACCGUUGGAUGAGCAGCGGCCAUUCGAAUGAGAAUCAGAAUCAGAACCGCCGCUGGGAGGUGCCGCCCCCGAAUAUAAAGGAUCAGCAGCAACAGGGCCAGAAUCAGAGCCAGAAUCGCUGGCAGAGCAAUGACGACGAUCAUGGAGACAUGGAGGGAUCGCGCAAAUACCAGAAUAACUACCAGAACACUAGAAAGAGUUGGGGAUUCGAUGGCGGCGUCGGUGGAGGAGGAGGAGUAGAUUCAAAUGCCGGAAGCCGCAAUCAGAAUCAAUUUUUCAAAAAUUCUCAAUCUGAUUUUGGACCAGACUCCUCCUCGUUGUCAGGCAGCAGUAACAACAACAACAACAACAGCAGCGGCAAUAAUUUUGGUUCGAAUUCAGGAAAUUAUCAAAGCGGCAACAACUUUGGCAACAACUACAGUCAGGAUCAGGGCGGCUAUGGAGGAGGAGGAGGAGGAGCUGGUAAUCAGGCAAGAGGCGGUAAUCGCGGUGGAGGAGGAGGAUCUGGUUCAAUGGAUAACUUUGGCAACAACAACAAUAACAGCUUCUCCAAUAACCGUCGUCAGAACAACAACAACAACAAUCGCUGGGAGAACAACAACAAUCGCAACCAGAAUCCGAAUCAAAACCAGGGAUAUCCAGACGAGCGUGGACCAGGUGGCAAUGACAUGGGACCAGGAGGUCCCGGUGGAAAUUACAAUCAGAAUCGUGGCAACUUUAACCAGAGAGGUGGCUCAAAUCCACAGCAGUUUCCCCAAAAUCGCAACCAGCAACAACAGCAGCAGCAGCAGCAACACGAUCUGGACGAGGCCAGUUUUGAUCGAUUGUUUGACCAGUGGGAGAAACAGUUCGAGGACUGGAAGCGCGCCAAUGCCAAUCAUCCUGACCGCGAUGAGUAUCGACGCUACGAGGAGGAAUUUGAAAAGCAGCGUCGUCGCAUUGCCGAGCGCAGGGAGCAGAUGCGACGCCGCCGACAGCAGCAACUCCAGCAGCAGCAGCAACAGCAGCAAGGUGGUACGCCCCAGAAAGAGGGUCCAGGUCCAGACCAGGAAGAGCAGGAAUCAAAGGAUGAACAAAGAAAUUACAAUGACCAGGGUCCAGGUCCCAAUUUUCGCACUGGACGUCCUAAUCGUUUCAGCAAUGCCAACAGCGACUUCGAAAGAGGAGGAGGAGAAGGAGAAGAAGCAGGAGGUGGAGGAGAAGGACCACCACCACCACCUGGCUACCGUGGUAAUCAAGGACCACCGGGGCCGCCUUUGUUAAAGCCAUUUGGCGCUCAAGAAGAGUCAAACGACAAGCCGUCGCCUGGAAUUCGAGGCAAUCAAGAACCACCGGGGCCUCAAAGACCACCAAUGAAUCCAUUUGGAGAUCAGAAAGAGUUCAAAUACAAAUUAACAUCUGAUUUCCCAGGCAAUCAAGAAGCACCAGGACCUUUUGGACAAGGAUUACCCACAGACAAGCCCUUGUCAUCGCCGAAAAAGGAGCCAGCAGCUUCUCCCUCUCAAAAUCCCUCAACUCUGACUCCCGCCCCGCCAGUGGCUCCCCAGAUUCCCGCUCCGCCGGUGGCGCCUACGUCGAUCCCCACCAAUCUUGGCAAGCGUCGCCAGACAAGUGGAUCCGCUGAUUCCACACCCGCGAAGCAAAUCAAAGAGGCGGAGCCGAUAUUCACCAUUUCCCUGGACGACGACGAUGACGAUGACGACGUGGCCGAUGAACAGCCACCGGUUGACACACCCAUGGGCAGCAUUUUUAAGAAGAGUGACGGCAUACCGGGCCUGGAUUUGGUGGCCGAUGGCAGCAACAAGAAUUCAACUUCAUUGUUCGAUGAUAAUGAUUCCGCGCAGCCGGAGGCCGUAGAAGCAACCGAAUCCUCAGAGGCUGUCAGCCAGAGCAACGAGUCCCUUAGCAAGGCCCUCAAAGACCCAGCAUUCCUCAACAAUCUGACUCAGGCUGUGGCCAAUGUGCAGGGUCGGGAGCAGCGCCAAGAUCGCCAAGAUGCAGAGAGCCAACAGCAGGAGCAACAACAGCAGACGGAUGAUGGAGAGCCAGAGGCAGAUGGACGUCAACUGUCCUUUGCCGAGUGGCAGCGUAAGAAGAACAACAGCAAUAACGGGAACGACAAUAAAUCGCAGGAUUCGCGCGACUCAAAUAGCAGUCCAAGUGUCCAUGAUCGGACCGAGAACCAGGGACGCCCGAACUCUGGCUUUGGGCAAGGACCGGGUGGAAUGGGUCCGGGUCCUGGUCCCCGUUUUGGGCCCAACUUGGGCCCCAAUCAAUUGCCGGGCAGCAACUUUAUUGACUUUGAAGGCAACAAUGGUCCCCCCGGUGGCUUCGGCCCUGGCCCUGGUGGCCGCAACUUUGGACCGGGACCGCGUCAUCCCUUUGGCAUGGGACCGGGAGGACCUAACUUUGGACCCAACGGCCCUGGCCCUGGGCCGCACUUUGGCCCCGGACCCAAUUUCCGCCACAACAGACCCAAUUUCGGGCCCAAUUUCGGACCCAAUUUUGGUCCGGGAGGUCCCGGAGGUCCACGCAAUUUUGGACCACGAGGACCACCAUUCGGACCCAGACGCGAUGACUUCGGUGGACCACCUUUUGGGGGUCCUGGUCUAAACUUUGGACCAGGCCCCAACGGACCCAAUAUGAGGGGAUUUAAUGGAGGCGAUGGUGGCGGCGGUGUCAACAGUGAUAAUCCGUUUCGGCGACAGAGCGGACCACCGCCACCUAACUUCAACGACGACGAUGGUCCGCCGAGAGGCCCGAGAAACUUCCAGAGCCGAAACAGUUUUGGUGGGAACCAAGGACCGAACAGCAAUCGAAAUAACUGGAGCGACGGGCCGGAGCAGCAGCAACCUUAUCCCGGCGAUCCCGUUUACCGUCCCAUGAAGGUCUUCGACUAUUCAAAUUCAAGCUCAAUGACGUCCGCCAAGGUUAUCGACUAUGGCCACAAGUCGGCAGAUGCCAUAGGUCCUGGUCCUGGACCAGGUCUUGGUCCUGAUGCCGGUCUCAGUCCCGGUUUAGGGUCGGUUCCCUCCAUGGCAAUGCCAGAAUUCCGACCCAUGCAGACCUUUGAAUAUGGACACGCUCCGAGAAUGGGAAAUACAGGAACAGGAGGUGGAGCAGGAGCAGGAGCAGGAGCAGGUGAUGGUGCAGGAGCAGGAGCAGGAGUAAGAGGAAUGAUGGACGGAGGAGGUGGAAAAGGAGGAGGAGUAUUCAACAAGCGUAAAAAUAAAAGACAAAACAAGCAGCGACUGAGGGAAGAACGCUUGCAGUUCCAUCAAAAUCGCCAGCUUCAAUCGAUUCCAAUCGACGAGCAGGCUGUGAAUGAGGAGCAAUCAUUGGGAGAUGAGGAGAAUCAGGAGGAGAAUCUGGUGGUUAAGGGGGAGAAUCUGGAGGAAGAGGAGCAGCAGCAAGAUGGCCAAGGCCCAGCAUGUACCGAUGAUGAUCUUGAGGACAUUUCCGAUAAUGAAGAUAAUCUUACCCGAAUGGAUGGCUACGGCGCGGGAGAUGGCGACGAUGAUGGCGAGUCACUGCCAUCGCCGCCACCGCCUUCGAUGACAAGUAAAUGGAAUGCGCCGGCAUCAUCACCAAAGUCCCUUUUCCCCUCGGCAGCGACGGCCAAUCAAAAGAUACCCCAGCAGGCAACGGCAACUCACCUGGAGAUGUUCUCCGGGCCAACGAAUGAGAAUCGCAAUACGAUCUCCGUGGAUGAGGUACUAUUGCCGCCCGGUCGUUUGACUCGUCCGAAACGUAUUUGCAUUAUACUGCGAGGUCCGCCGGGCAGCGGUAAAUCGCAUGUGGCGCGUCUGAUCAAGGACAAGGAGCUGGAGAUGGGCGGGGCCAAUCCGAGAAUUCUCAGCAUUGAUGAUUACUUUAUCAUUGAGAAUGAUUACACGGAGAAGUGUCCCAAGACGGGCAAGACGAUUCCCAAAAAGGAGCUGUUGUACGAGUACGAUGACACCAUGGAGGAGACCUACAUGCAAUAUCUAAUUAAAUCUUUCAAAAAGACGCUUAGCGAUAAUCUAUACGAUUUCAUAAUCGUUGACUGCAACAACAACUCACUGAGGACACUCAAUGAGUUUUACUGCCACGCCAAGGACUCGAACUUUGUGCCCUACAUUGUGGACCUGCACUGCGACCUGGAGACAUGUCUGGGACGGAAUUCGCAUAAGCGCACCGAGAAUGAGAUUCGGGUGGUGCUGGACAACUGGUGUGCCACGCCACUGCACUACAUCAAGCUGGAUGUGAGCACGCUGCUGGAGAACGUGGUCGAAAUGGAAGAUGUUGAGAAUAUGGCAAUGGAUGAUAAUGCCAUCGCCGACGGUGGAGCAGGAGUCGCAGCCUCCGAUGCUGCCACUGUCGAGGAGACAGAUGACAGCAGCAGUGCCGAUGCCGAUGCCUCUCAAGAUUGCGGCUUCCUGAAAAGCAAGUGGGAAUGUGACAACACCGAGGAUAAUUUGGCCCGCUUGGAUGGCACCAAGCGUCUCAUGCAGAACCGACGGCAUGCCAGCAUGGCCGAUUAUCUCCAACUGGAGGAGGAUUGGCAGCCACCCAUAACCACCAGUGACGGCAAGAAGCGGGUGCGUUGGGCGGACAUCGAGGAGAAGCGCUCGCAGGAGAAGAUGCGCGCCAUUGGCUUCGUGGUGGGCCAGACCGACUGGAAUCGCAUGAUGGACCCGAAUGCGGGUAGUCGGGCUCUGAAUAAGACCAAGUACAUUGAGCGGAUCCAAAAGCGUCGCUAAUUAUAGCCACGCAAGCUGGCACGCAAGCUGAAUCAAAUGGAGACCAUUACCAAUACAAUUACCAUUACCAUUGCCCAUUUACAAUGGAGAUCGUACCCCCUCCCCUCACUAGAUAGACAUUAGGUUUAAUCAUCCAUCACCUAGAAUGGCACUUGAUCAGUAUAAUUUCGCAAACUUCAAUUGUUUUGUAGAGCGCUGCAUUUACGGAGCACGAUAUUCUCAGUUUAAAUGGGAACCCAUUCUCUAGCCUAAUAAAAUAAAGUUAUACAAUAUGCCACGGAUGUAAUGGCAUGUAAUUUGAAAUGUAAAUUGUAUCAUUUUAUUUAUACAAGUACAUAAAUAUACACAUAUAUAUA
Messenger RNA from Drosophila kikkawai, 6532 nucleotides. RefSeq names its product ZAP3 (gene ZAP3). Gene Ontology annotation, cellular component: nucleus. Gene Ontology annotation, biological process: regulation of telomere maintenance. The record is from RefSeq and is a predicted model, not a curated record. NCBI's taxonomy places the organism in Eukaryota, Metazoa, Arthropoda, Insecta, Diptera, Drosophilidae.